Molecule: messenger RNA, 1634 nt
Organism: Xenopus laevis (African clawed frog)
Lineage: Eukaryota; Metazoa; Chordata; Amphibia; Anura; Pipidae
Gene: nxph4.S
Product: neurexophilin 4 S homeolog
Exons: 2
Coding region: 477-1259 (260 amino acids)
Source: RefSeq, a predicted model, not a curated record
AAGGGAGGGAUGGAAGGGCUAAGGCAGCCUUUACUGGAGAGAUUGGGAUUGGAGGAAUAGGAAAUGAAAGAGGGAGGGGGUCUCUAUUCCCCACCACUGGAGGGACUGGGGGUGGCAAUGGUUCUUGAAACUCGUUCCCGGUACUUUCUCCUGUAACAGAUCCUACUUCAGUAUCCCCAUAGCAAGUGGACAACCUUAUACCAGCAAAUCUACUUUGAAUGUCUUUAUCCUCUCUCUUCUCACGUCUUCCCCUCUCACAUUUUAUUAUGUUAUCAGUCCCUUCAUUAUAAACAGUGGCUCAGAAUUUCUAAACCUUGAUCAAUGGGGGAAGGUUUUAUUCCUGUUUUGAGCCCAACCAGCCCAACUCUCUUGACAGAGCACUAUUCCUUGAGCUAGAGGGGGAGAUCCGAACCACUGCUACUGCUGCUGCUGCUGCUUCUUCUUGCAUCAGGAGAAGACCAGGUACCCCAAGGACAAUGGUUCUCUUCUGCUGGGCAUUUCUCAUUUUCUGUGAGUGGAUCCUGCAAAAGGCACUAUGCUUAGAAGGUCACAUGUCAAAAACCUUGGGAUAUCUUGACUUUGGAGCAACUGGAAUGGUGAAAAAUGGACCAUAUGGCACAACCAAGCCUCAUUCUCUUUACCCAUCUAGAGUCUUUUCUACAGACCCAUUCAAAUCAAAGCCUCCUAUCCAGUCUCCUAUUAAUCCGUGGGAAUGGAAUAAAAACCAAACACUUCUGAGCGGGGGAAUGGGCCAGAGAGCGAAACGUAAGCCUUCACUGAAGACCGGAAGGACCAAGAAGAUAUUUGGCUGGGGGGACUUCUAUUUUAACAUAAAAACUGUCAAGUUUAGUCUGCUUGUGACAGGGAAGAUUGUGGACCACAUUAAUGGAACGUUUAGUGUUUACUUCCGCCAUAAUUCCUCUAGCCUUGGCAAUGUGUCGGUAAGUAUUGUACCUCCUACCAAGGUGGUGGAGUUUGACCUUCUUCAACAGUCUACCAUAGAUACCAGAGAAACUAAGACUUUUAAUUGUAGGGUGGAAUAUGAAAAAACCAACAGAGCCUUGAAGAACAAGCCAUGCCUUUAUGACCCUGCAAAAUCCUGCUACAUGGAGCACACUCAAAGUCAUGCUGCUUGGCUGUGCGCUAAACCCUUCAAGGUGAUCUGCAUAUUUAUCUCCUUCUACAGCAUUGACUACAAGCUGGUGCAGAAGGUGUGCCCGGAUUAUAAUUUCCAGAAUGAGAAUCCAUACUUUGGUUGAUUCACAAACUGACAAGGAGGUCAGCAAACAGCUUUGUACAGAAGUGGAUUGGAUCUAUUAGGCACUACCAUAGGUCUUACUACCAUAAAGUGAUCAUUUUUCCAGAUCUACCCUUACAAAUGGAUUAGCAAACUGGAACUUUAGUUAACCCAAAGUACAUAAUAGCUUUACACUUACUGAGUGGUACAAAGAUAAGCAACAACAAAAUCAGUGCUGGACAAAACCUGGGAGAAAUUACUUUGUUUUUAGGAAACACAAAAGUGAUUGUCUAUAUGGUAACAUGUCAUGGGAUUAUUGGCAUAUCAUGUUUUGUAUUUGAAAAUCAUUUCUAGCAGAAAACAAAAUUAAAAUGAUGUAGUCACCAUGCAGAUCAUA